AUGAACACUCAUAUGCAAGUGCAUUCCGGGGAGCGACCAUUCACGUGCGGCGUGUGUAGCCGUGGAUUCACUGAAGCUGGCAGUUGCCGACGUCACAUGAAGCAGCACACCGGUGAAAGGCCUCACACCUGCGAAUUCUGCAAUAAAAUUUUUUUUCGUGUUGACGCUUUGAAAAGACAUAAGAAGACUCAUAAUCGUCAGGUGGCGAUGUGAGU
This is a messenger RNA of Gongylonema pulchrum, 215 nucleotides long. The record is from the annotation of a GenBank genome assembly. Lineage: Eukaryota; Metazoa; Nematoda; Chromadorea; Rhabditida; Gongylonematidae.